Messenger RNA from Fonsecaea nubica, 3282 nucleotides. RefSeq lists its product as hypothetical. Bases 1 to 3282 code for a protein of 1093 amino acids. NCBI's taxonomy places the organism in Eukaryota, Fungi, Ascomycota, Eurotiomycetes, Chaetothyriales, Herpotrichiellaceae. The record is from RefSeq and is a predicted model, not a curated record. The transcript has a single exon.
AUGAGCCUCUUACCAUCGACCACCUACCAAUCUCCACCGCGGCUGGGCCGUGGUCGGCAACUUAAUACCAUUCUCGAGGAAAAGGAAGACGCAAGCCAAGGGGUGAAAAGCGACAGUGAGGGGGAUGGAAGUGAUUCGACCGUAAUCGGCCGUCCUGCAGCAUGGAAUCCGGCUCUCUUUACAACCGGUGCCCGCAAGAGCUCACUCGCCAAAUCGACCUUUCCGUCCUCGCCCAUCUCUUCCUGUGAACCCUCUCCUUCCAGCAGCGCUGGCUCAGGCUGUCGACGAGACUCGGCCCGAAGCUCUCUGGUGGGUAGCGACUCAGGCACGGUCUUCAGUGAUGACUGCCCGUCUUUGGCCAGCGACCCGACCAGCUUUGCCUCAGGAUCCAGUCGCAACAGCUUUGCCAGCGACAAAUCCAGCCGCAACCGCUACCCUGCUCUGAUCAUACCCAGAGACUCUUGGGGCUCGAUGGACGCGAGUCCGAUCAAGGAGAUCACUUUUGGCAUGUCUCCUGCCACCAAAAUCCGGCUGUCGCCCAGGGCACUGUCGGCGCUUCCCAGAGAUGUUCCAGCGAUCAAUGCCCCGCCGUCGCUCGGGGACAGCAACAGUUCGAUUUCGGAUUCACCGUGCAACGCCGAGACCAGCGCUCCCGUCACGCCGGACAUGAGACAACUCGAGGUCGUGGAGGGGGGCACCUGGGGAGGUCCACCGCCCAGCAAUCUCGAGUCCCAGCCUCUCGAGAUUGCUCUUGAUAAUGGCCACAGCGUGAUUCUGUCACCGGCGGAAGCGCACUCGGACAACAAUUCCUUCGGCAAUCUCGCGUCGCCGGCGGCAUUCACCGAGAUGAUUGUCAGUUUCCCGACGGUGCCGGGGGCCACCCCGCAGGACCUGUCGCCUCUGAUGCCCACGAUCGAUGAGCUCAAGAAGUUCGAGGACAAGCCGCCGUCCAAUGGCUCCGACGUGGGCGUGAGACUGCCGCCCGAGGCUCUGCAGCUCCUCCAACUGCUCGCGAGCCAGAAAAGCAGGGACGACGGGUCGAGCAGUUCUGGCAGCUCUCGCCCGUCCAAGAGGUCUGGGGGUCGACGACAGGAAAUGCGCGAGCGCAGCGACCCGGAGCCCAUCAGUCGACCACGCAGCGCCGACGGCGAGACCCCCAUCUCCGACUACAGCUUUUCGCAGCUGAGUAUCCCCUCACCAGGCGGCUUCUUUUCUUCCCUGCAGAAUGGUUCGCGACAUACCUGGUGCAUUUCCAAGUCCAAGGCACCGAGCGUGCCUAGCACCGCCACCGCAGAGAUGUUUUACAAUCGGCCAUGGGAGGGUCGGUCAAAGGACAACGUCGUCGAGACGGUGCUGACGGUCGACGACACAAAUAUGACGGAAGGCCCGCCGACCGCGAAGCAGGCCACCUUUGAUCUGGCGGUGGUGGGGAAACGUAAGAGCCAGCAGUCCCAGUCCGAGGAUGACGACCUCUACGGCCCUGCCACUGUUGUUGGUGCUGGAAGCCCCUCUAAGGCAUCUGAAGUGGUGACCGUAAACUAUGAAUACGACGAAAAGUACUAUGACGAACUCAAAAGGACGGCAGGCCAGAAUCUCGACCGGACGGGAUCCUGGCUCGCCGCCCAAACGGGCUACUUGUCCGCGAUCCUGGACUCUGACCCUAACGAGGAGCUCUCCGACAAAGCCGAACCUCCCGAUGGCAAGGACAUCAAGGCCGUCCAGAGCGUCCGUCGUACCGUGAUGUUCGCGGAGAAAGCCACGAUAGACACGUCAGUGGUGGUGGAGGUGGAGACCUGGCCAGAGAAGGAGAGUCCCGACAGCGAAGCCGAAGCAAAGGAACCCAUCUUUCUCGCCGCAUUCCAGCAUCUCGUCGCUGUCCGUAAACGUCGGGAUGCCUUCAUCCACUCGACAUCCCGCCUUGACGCGAUCCAGGCUCUUCGGAUUGCCCUCCCGGAAAAACACAUCAAGAACCUCCUCGGCCAGCACACAUUGGUCGACCCGGCACGUCCAAAGUAUUCUGGUCCGUUCAGCCAAAAUCCUCGACAGACGGGCGUGUUCGAGCGUACCGUCGAACAAAUCGCCUAUCAGACGGCCGAACGGGAACAACUUGCCCUUGCGUCGGUCGAGCCGUCGAACUGGCAGAUUGACGCCCUAAGAGCCAUGUUCCACGGACGUUUGCUUGCAUCUGCGGCCGCCUGUCAAAGGUUGAAGACCAAAGCCACCGUUCCUUUAGAUGAUCCUGCGUGCGUGGGAAGCAAACGACUCCGCAUUCUCGACAUUGGCGGUACGGCUUCGGCGUCGUGGGCCUGGAACGCAGCUCUGGAGUGGCCAAAUGUCAAAAUCUACACUGUCAUCACCAAGGAACAGGCACGGUCUCAACGGCCACCGACCAUGGCGAAACCUGAAGCCCCUGCGAACCACCGCACCAUCUCCGUCCCGCACCUCUGGCAGCUACCUUUCCGCGGCGGACACUUCGAUGUCAUCUCGGCGCGCUCACUGCACGUCCUUCUCAAGAACAAUCCUGUACCGGGGGUGCCUGAGAUUGACGAGUGGGAUCUGACUCUUCGGGAGUGUAUGCGGGUGCUAAAACCAGGUGGGUACCUCGACUACAUGAUCAUGGAUUCAACCAUUGCACACGCAGGGCCCCGGGCGGAGACCAUGUCGGUGGAAUUCGGGUUUGAAUUACACCGGCGCGGGUAUGAACGUGAAGCCGCUCGGAGUUGGCUCCGACGCCUGAAGAAAGAAGGCUUCGUCGGCGUCAAACGAGCUUGGAUGUUCAUGCCGAUGGGGCGAAGACCGCCCAAGGAGACAGAAGAGCAACCCUAUGGAUACAGUGGAGGCUGGCAGUCAUGGCGACAAGGGGGUAAGCCGUUUGUCCCCGCGCCGCGGCCAAUCAGUGAAGUGUCGACCAUCAGCAAGAUCGUCAGGCAAUACAUGGACGUAGAGGCCGUACAAGGUCCUGUGGGCAGUACACAGGAUGUCGCAGACCUGACUGGCCUCCUCGGGGCUCGCAUGUGGGAGGAGUGGUUGGUCAAGGUGCGGGCAGAGUCGGGAAGAGAACAGAGCCGGUGGCUCGAGGGCGUGGACGAGGUGAUCGAAGAAGGCAAGGAGCACGGUUCCGGGUGGAAAGUGUUGAUCGGAUGGGCGAGGAAAGCGAGGCCACACAAAUCCAAGCGGGUUGAAAGGGCCGAGAUCACGGUGGCGGUUGAAGAUAUGGCCGACUUGAGUCCGACCGACGAGUCUAUGGAGAUGGGAUUGAUUCCUAUGGUGAUUCAAGAAUGA